CCCAUCUCUUCUCUUCCCCCUUCCCACCGCCCUCGACGUGUCCCUCUUCCCUCGUCGUCCUCCACGAUAGCGCUCAAGUGCCGGCUACUACGAUGCUCGGCGACGAACACGACACCAUGAUGCUCUCUCCAGCUGACCAUGGCACCUCAUACUUGAAGGGUACAAGUGAUGUUGGCGAGAAUAUGGACAUCGACUCCGACUCCGACAGUUACAACAGGGACGCAGACGCAGACGCGGACGCGGAGGGUGAGGAAGAGGAUCCCACUCCGCCCACCUAUCAGUCUCGAGCAGGCUCGACCACCUAUGCCAGGAGCGCGACCAAGGCUGAGGAAUUGUCGGACUUCGAUGAUCCUGCUGACGACGAAGAAGAAGACGAGGAUGACGGGUCCUACGCUGAUGAAGAGUACGGAGCGAAGAAACAGCCCAAGAAGAAAAAGAAGCAACCACCUGCCAUGAAACCCCGAGUUGUGACGCGCCACGAAUCUUCUGACUCUGAUUCUGACUACGGGUCGCGGUCGAAGAAGAAGAAGCGGCCCAGGGUAUCUGAAGAAGUCCGGAUUUCCAGUCGGGGCAACAGGAUCCCUAACUACAUCGACGAUGUUCAGGACUAUGCUCAGUACGACGAAGACGACGCAGAAACGUACAAGGGCGAGGCAAGUGGCCAGUACCAGGAAGAAGACGAGAUUGAAGCCGUCCUCGGGCAUUCUCGAGAAGAAGGUCGCGAGGACGACCCUGAAGAUCUUUGGUACGAUAACAUUCGUUAUCAUAUCAAGUGGAAGAAUUUUUCCCACUUGCACAAUACCGAUGAGACGUACGAGUUUCUCAAGCGCUACAGAGGUCUCAAGAGAGUGGAUAACUAUAUCAAGCAGUACAAGCAGUAUCAGCAGAGACUCGAGACACCAGGUCUAUCGAGAGAGGAUGCUGAAGCUCUCAUGCUCGACCGCGAACGGAACAAGGAAGAGAUCGAGACUUACAAGAUCCCCGAACGCAUAGUCGCUCAGCGCCAGAAGGAAAGGACCAUCGAGUAUUUCGUGAAGUGGACCGGACUCAACUAUGAACACUGCACUUGGGAAUCGCACGAUACUAUUCGCAACAUCGCCCCCGAUAAGAUUGAAGCCUACCGAAAGAGGGAGGAAGAGGCUCUAUUCCCGUAUAAGAGCGUCGUGUACGCACGCGACAGGCGACCUCACUAUGACAGGCUGGAGAAGCAGCCGGAUUACAUUACGGCGACCGGCGGAGAGUUGAAAGACUUCCAGCUGACGGGGCUUAAUUGGCUCGCCUACCUCUGGAGCAAGGGGGAGAAUGGUAUUCUUGCAGAUGAGAUGGGUCUCGGCAAGACUGUCCAAACCGUAUCGUUUGUUUCCUGGUUAUUCCACUCCAUGCAGCAAUAUGGGCCUUUCCUGGUCAUAGUCCCUCUAUCGACCAUCACUUCAUGGCAGCACCAGUUUGCCACUUGGGCCCCUGAUCUGAACGUCAUCACGUACAUUGGUACGGCUGCAGCUCGAGAAGUCAUCAGGACAUAUGAAUUCGGGCCCUCGAAUAAGAAGUUGAAAAUGAAUGUGCUUCUUACGACUUACGAAUUGACACUGCGUGAUGCGAAGGAACUUGGCGAGAUCAAGUGGCAACUGCUGGCCGUCGACGAGGCACACCGCUUGAAGAACUCGGAAAGCCAGUUGUAUGAAGCAUUGAGAACAUUUCCGGCGGCGGCAAAACUGCUCAUUACAGGUACACCACUGCAAAACAAUGUCAAAGAACUCUUGUCGCUGAUGCACUUCCUCAUGCCUGAGAGAUUUGCCUUGACCAAUGAGUUCGACCUGAAUGACGAGGAUCACGAGGCAAAGAUCCAGGAGUUGCACAAGCAGUUGGAAUCGCUGAUGCUGCGGCGCCUCAAGAAAGACGUCCUGUCGUCCUUGCCGACGAAGAGCGAGCGUAUUCUGCGGGUGGAAAUGUCUGCAUUGCAGACGCAUUUCUAUAAGAAUAUCUUGACAAAGAACUUCCAAGGCCUUGUCAAGAGUUCACAUGGUAAUACCAAUAUCAGUCUUCUCAAUAUCGCUAUGGAGUUGAAGAAAGCCGCAAAUCAUCCGUACUUGUUUGAGGGCGCCGAGCCGCAGACCGAUAACGCGGAGGAGACACUGAAGGGACUUAUCAUGAGCAGCGGUAAGAUGGUGCUGCUCGAUAAAUUGUUGCACAGGCUUCGUCAAGACGGGCAUCGCGUUUUGAUAUUCAGUCAGAUGGUCCGAAUGCUGGAUAUCCUCAGCGAUUAUAUGAGUUUGCGCGGCUAUCAGCACCAGCGUCUUGACGGCAUGGUCUCCUCGGACGCUAGAAAAAAGUCCAUUGCGCACUUCAACGCGCCAAAUUCGCCAGACUUUGCCUUCCUACUUUCAACGCGUGCUGGCGGCCUGGGUAUCAACUUGGAGACUGCGGAUACUGUGAUCAUAUUCGAUAGCGACUGGAAUCCGCAGAACGACCUGCAAGCCAUGGCGCGUGCUCAUCGUAUCGGUCAGAAGUCGCAUGUCAACGUCUACCGAUUCGUAAGUAAGGACACAAUGGAAGAGGACGUCCUGGAGCGGGCAAAGAAGAAGAUGGUGCUGGAGUAUGCCAUUAUCAACCAGAUGGAUACAUCUCAAGCACAUCUUAGCGGGAGGGCUCCAACCAAAGACAGUACGAAGCCCGACAACCUGAGCAAGGAAGAACUUACCGCCGUCCUGAAGUAUGGUGCGCAGAAAAUGUUCGACAAGGAUGAUACAACUCAGAACAAGAAGCUUGAUGAGAUGGACCUUGACGACAUAUUGAACCGUGCCGAAGACCAUGAAACCAUCGCAACAGGGUCAGGCGGAGGCACCUCCUUAGGAGGUGAAGGUUUCCUUGCGUCAUUUGCUGCGGUCAGCGAUGUCAAGAACGACAUGAGCUGGGAAGAUAUCAUACCUCUUGAAGAGCGCCAAAGGUUUGAGAAAGAGGAAGAAGAACGGAAGGCGGAAGAGCUGACAGCUCAAGAGUUGAAGGAUCGGAAACGUGCGCAGCCAGUAUCUUAUGAGGGUAUGGACAUCGAUCACCCCGCGCCCAAUCCUGCGCCGAAGAAGAAGGCGGCCGGGCCAGUCAGGAAGAGCGCAAGCCAGAAGGCCAUGGAGCUCAAGGAGCGAGACCUGCGUGUAUUGGUCAGAAGCUUGCAGCGUUGGGGCGACAUCCGGACGCGAUACGAUAUCAUAGUACAAGAGGCCAAGCUUCAGAAUAAGGACAGGGGAAUGAUUUACGAUGUCUCGGACGACAUCGUAGACAUCUGUCAACGUGCCGUUGACGAGAACAACGCACAGAAGCGAGCGCGCAUCGAGGCUGGCGAGACGCUGACAAAUGCACAGAAGAGCAAGGCCGUCCUCGUCCAAUAUCGCAACGUUGGGAAUAUCAAUGCAGAGACUGUAGUCUCGCGGACACGGGACCUCAAGAUUCUCUACGACUACAUGCAGCGUCAAGAGAACGUCUACGACUGGGAACUUCCUGUCGAGAAUAUCAGACCUGUACUGAACUGGUCCGGGCGUUGGGGACCCAAGGAAGACGCCAUGCUCCUAGUUGGCGCUUACCUCUACGGUUUCGGUAAUUGGGAGGCUAUGGCUAAGGACCCGCAGCUUGGCUUGGAAGGCAAAUUCUUCUUGGAGGAGACAAAGAAGGGCGAUGAUCAGGCUGGCAGACCAAUCCCCAACGCUAUACAUCUCGUCCGACGAGGAGACUUCCUGCUCGGUGUCCUCAGAGAAUAUGACGAGAAGCUCCGGACGAUCGAGACCAAGUACACCAAGGGCCAUCUCAAGUCUGUCACGCCUCCUCCAGUGGCAUCAACUUCGUCUGUCAACGGUAGUCUCAAGCGCAGAGCCGACAGUGAGGCCGUGGCGUCCAUGGAGGAAGGUACUGCCCGCAAGCGCAAGCGGAGGCCUACUCCAACCUUCACCGACUCAGAGUCCUCUGACGAAUGCCCGUCCAUGGAUGAGGCUGCUACGAAGGAAGAACUGCGUCCAGUCAAGAAGCAGCUUAAACAACUCAAGCUGUCUGGCGGCGAUAUGCCGAGAGACGAGAAGGUUGCCAUCUUGAAGGAAUCGCUGGCUGCGAUAGGUCGUCGCAUAGAACACGUGCUCAAUACCAAGCAGGCCGCCGGAGAAGACACUGAGCGGUGGCGUAGGCAUCUAUGGACGUUUGUAACGCUGUUCUGGCCGAAGAAAGUCAAGGCGGCGAAGCUGGAGGAGAUCCACGCUAAGAUGGUGCAGAAGGAGAGUACGACGCGGGCGUCGAGCGAGCAGAGCACGGUGAAGAAGAUGCGGCCCAAUACGAGCGCGAAGAGCAACGGGCCGGUGUCCAGCAGUUCCUCGAAAGCGAACGGCAAGGCGUACCGGUCGUAACCUUGGACCUAUCCUUCCGACUUCCCUGCGUACGCUUAUAUAUGGUUCCACGUUCUCGGUCGAUUUGCUGUCGUUUGUCUCCAAUCUCGCGUUGCAAUUUACACACUGUUUUCAUUAGGCACACUUUCACCUUGUAACAUACACAGCAGUAAUAGCCUCGUCCAAUGUACUUUUAACGGGUCCGGGAAACACGGGUUCUCUUUAUUACCGGAUUAUUUGUGUGGAUCAAGGGCGUCAAGCUUCCAAUUGGAUUAUGAGCUAGUGAUACAAGAAGGCGCAAGUGCGGUGGGUGUGUACAGUAAAGCAAGCAAGGAGAUAAGUUACAGUUCCGUAUCCACAUAAUUCGCCAUAGGGUCCUCGGUCAUCUUCCUCGUCAUCCGGUACGCCUCGAGCUGCUCCUCGGUCACCUCCGCCGUCUCCGCGCCGGGGCGCUUCUUCUUCCCCGCGCGCUCGUCGUCCUCCUCGCCCCGCGUCUUGCGUUUGCGCUCCUCCUGGAUCGCGCGCGCGAGCUUCUCGCGGUCGAGCCGCACCUCGCCCUCGCCGACGCGCUCCUUCGAGAACAGGCGCUCCGCGCGGCGCUUGCGCUCGUCCUCCUCUUCUCUCGCGGCCGCGGUGGACGAUGAGGAUUCGGCGAGGGGCUGGGUGGAGGCGGGGGGCGGCAUGGAG
Molecule: messenger RNA, 5048 nt
Organism: Gloeophyllum trabeum ATCC 11539
Lineage: Eukaryota; Fungi; Basidiomycota; Agaricomycetes; Gloeophyllales; Gloeophyllaceae
Exons: 19
Coding region: 93-4382 (1429 amino acids)
Biological process (GO): nucleosome organization; regulation of transcription by RNA polymerase II
Cellular component (GO): nucleus; chromatin
Molecular function (GO): DNA binding; histone binding; ATP binding
Source: RefSeq, a predicted model, not a curated record